Molecule: messenger RNA, 3726 nt
Organism: Lycium ferocissimum
Lineage: Eukaryota; Viridiplantae; Streptophyta; Magnoliopsida; Solanales; Solanaceae
Product: G-type lectin S-receptor-like serine/threonine-protein kinase At4g27290
Exons: 8
Coding region: 145-2583 (812 amino acids)
Biological process (GO): protein phosphorylation; recognition of pollen
Molecular function (GO): protein serine/threonine kinase activity; ATP binding
Source: RefSeq, a predicted model, not a curated record
CUUGUCUUGUAAUAAAUUCCUAGUAGUAUGAACAUGUGAGCUUCCAAGAAAUGAACCUUUUAAACCUAUCACUUUUACUAUAUACUUUUUUUUUUGUCCUAUCAAUUGGUAUACUAUAAGGUCUUUACACAUCAAAAGGCACACAUGAAGAAAGGCUCAAGAAUUGAAUCCAUGAAAUUUCUAGCUUCUUUGUUUAUCUGCUUCAAUUUUCUUUCAAUUGUACUAGCAGUAGACACCAUUAAAAUUGAUCAACCAAUUAAAGAUGGUGAAACAAUUGUUUCAGCUGGUGGGGUUUAUGAGCUUGGAUUUUUCAGGCCUGGAAAUUCAAGGAAUCGAUACAUCGGAAUAUGGUACAAGAAAAUAUCAACUGGAACAGUUGUUUGGGUUGCUAACAGAAAUGAUCCACUAAAUGACACUUCAGGUGUGUUGAUGCUCAAUCCUGAUGGAAUGUUAGUACUUGUUAAUAGUACUAACGGGACGAUUUGGUCGACAAAUUCAUCAACAACCUUGAAGAAUCCAAUAGCAAGAUUGUUAGAUUCAGGUAAUCUUGUCAUCAGGGAAGAAAAUGAUAAUAGAUCUGAAAUUGUCGCCUGGCAAAGUUUCGAUUAUCCAGGGGAUACUCUGUUACCUGGAAUGAAGCUCGGACGGAAUUUGGUAACGGGCCUGGAUUGGUAUAUGUCGUCAUGGAAAAGCCCGGAUGAUCCUGCUAUAGGUGAAUUUGUAGACAGGAUGGAUAUUCAGGGGUAUCCACAGUUAUUUGUAUGGAAAGGUUCUUCUAUUGCAUUUAGUUCAGGUCCCUGGACUGGUUUAGCAUUUAGUGGUAGUCCUAGUUUGCAACCGAAUACGUAUUUUACAUUCGGGUUUGUGCUUAAUAAGGAGGAAGUUUAUUACAAAUAUGAUCUUAAAAAUGGAUCAUUGCCCACCAGGGUGGUGUUAACCUCAACUGGAUUGAUAAAUCACUAUACCUGGAUCGAUCGAACACAAGAAUGGUUCCUUUAUUUAACAGCACAAUCUGAUAACUGUGAUCGUUUCGCAUUGUGUGGUCCCUAUGCGAGAUGUGUCAUUAACAACUCGCCCCCGUGUGACUGUUUACGGGGUUUUGAGCCGAAGCAUCCACAGCAAUGGGACGCAGCAGACUGGUCCAGCGGAUGUGUUAGGAGGACUCCAUUGGCGUGUCAGCAAGAUGGAUUUAGGAAAUUUACGGGGAUUAAAGUGCCUGACACGCGGAAAUCAUGGUAUAACGAGAGCAUUGGACUUGAGGAAUGCAAGAAGUUGUGUUCGGGGGAUUGUAACUGUACAGCCUACUCGAAUAUGGAUGUUCGAAAUGGUGGAAGCGGAUGUUUGCUCUGGUUCGGGGACCUCAUCGAUAUCAGGGAACUUAGUCCGAAUCAGGAGGACCUGUUUGUUAGGGAAGCUGCUUCAGAAGUAGAUCAAGACAAGAAACGGAAGAAAAAGAAGUCAAGGCUGAUUGCAAUUGUAUCAGCAGUAGUUGCGACUUGUGUACUCAGCCUUCUAGCUUGGUGUGCAUUCCACAGAAGAAAAAAGAGAACACGUAGGGAAGUUGGAACGGAAGAUAUGGAGUUACCAUUAUUUGAUUUAGUUACUGUUGCUACCGCCACUAAGAACUUCUCUUCUGCUAAUGUGAUUGGAGAAGGCGGAUUCGGACCUGUUUAUAAGGGUAAACUACGAAAUGGACCCGAGAUAGCGGUGAAGAGGCUUUCGGAAUACUCAGGACAAGGUCUACAAGAGUUGAAAAAUGAAGUGAUACUAAUAUCCAAACUACAACAUAGGAAUCUUGUCAAGCUUUUGGGGUGUUGCCUUGAAGGAGAAGAGAGGAUGCUCAUUUAUGAGUUUCUGCCCAACAAUAGCUUGGACUAUUUCAUUUUUGAUCAAAGCAGAAAAGGAUCACUUCCUUGGAGAAAUCGCUACGAAAUCGCGAUGGGAAUAUCUCGAGGCCUUCUCUAUCUUCACCAGGACUCAAGAUUAAGAAUUAUUCACAGGGACCUGAAGACCAGCAACAUUUUGCUGGACACUGACUUGAAUCCCAGGAUUUCUGAUUUCGGCCUAGCUAAAAUAUUUGGUGCAGAGCAAACGGAAGGAAAAACAAAUCGAGUAAUCGGAACAUACGGAUACAUGUCCCCAGAGUAUGCUGUUGAUGGGAAAUAUUCAGUGAAAUCCGAUGUCUUCAGCCUUGGCGUGCUUUUACUCGAACUUGUCAGUGGCAGAAAGAACAGGAAGUUUCAUCAUGUGAGUCAUCAUCAUAAUCUUUUGGGACAUGCAUGGUUACUAUGGAAUGAAGGAAAGGCAUUGGAACUGAUGGAUGAAUGUUUAAAAGAAUCAUAUGUUGAAUCACAAGUGUUGACAUGCAUUCAAGUAAGUUUAUUGUGUGUACAAAAACUCCCAGAGGACAGGCCUACAGUGGCAUCAGUAGUUUUCUGGUUAAGCAAUGAAGGUGUGGAAUUGCCUCAACCAAAGCAGCCUGGGUUCUUUAUAGAGAGGGAUUCAACUGAAUCAAAUGAGUCAACUGAUGAAAGAUGUCUCACUGGCAAUGAACUUUCACUAACAAUUCUUGAGGCAAGAUAGACAAAGGUUUUCUCCAUGUACUAGUACUACUAACCAAUUAGUAUACAAAAUUCCACUUCAAGAGAAAUGAACUGAAUUUGUAGAUUUAUGUCUUUUUAUAUUAUCCUGUGUUGCUCGGGAUCUUCAAAAAUGCCGCCAGAUGCGUGUCGGAUCCUCCGAAAGUAGUGCAUUUUUGGAGUAUCCGAUAUGGGCACGACAACAUUUUUGGAGAGUCCGAGCAACAUAGAUUAUUUCAUCAUUGUUUAAUCGUCCUUUGGAAGGGGAAUCUUGGUGCAAUGGUAAGAGUUGCAGUCGUGUGACCAGGAGGUUACGGGUUCAAACCGUGGAAACAACCUCUUGCAGGAAUGCAGAUGAAUUUAUUGUCUGUCGUUGGCCUUUAUGUUAGAAUCAGUCAGGGACCUGCGAGGCGGUAAGGCUGCGUACAAUAGACUCAAUGUGGUCCGGCCCGUUCCAAGAUCCGUGCACGACAGGAGCUUAGUACACCGAACUGCCUUUUGUGUAAUCAAUCUUUAGAUACUGUACUGGACAUAAAGAAUUGGGCUAGCCUGAGGAGAAACCUUCUGAAUCACUUGGAAAAUAGGGCUCAUCAGUCCUACAAAAGCAUCUACAAAUGUGUAUGCUCUUGUCCCUUUGGGGGGACAUCCUUUAAAAUAGGAACGAUACAGAAAAGACUGAAACGGUCCCUGCACAAGGAUGAAACGAGCAAGUUGAAAAAUGGUCCAAAUGUACUGGAGCAUGGUUUCUCCCCAUGUUGCUUGGACCCUGCAAAUAUGCCAAUGAGUGUGUGUCUGAUCCUCCAAAUGUAGUACAUUUUGGAGGAUCUGACGCAGUUGUGGCAGCACUUUAGAGAGUCCGAGCAACAUAGGUUUCUAAUUCAUCUUCGUUUAUAUGAAAAAUAAAAAUAAAAAUCAAUGACUUCAAUUGGCGGGCUUCAGUGUAUAACUGGUGGAUUAUCUUUUGAUGUCAAUUGUGGAAAUCAAGCUUGUAAGUUGAGAAAUUAUUGGCUUCCCUCUGUAUUGUAGUUACAAUUCCAUGUCUAGUUUAUCUUUUUCAGAGUUGCAUCAAGUUGAAACAAUUGUACCAAGGUAUUGAUAUCUAAAGGGAUUUCAGACAGUAAUCCAUUUAUUACUUGAUUUUGCGCAA